Colossoma macropomum (tambaqui) is the source of this 948-nucleotide messenger RNA. RefSeq names its product olfactory receptor 52I2-like. Gene Ontology annotation, biological process: G protein-coupled receptor signaling pathway. NCBI's taxonomy places the organism in Eukaryota, Metazoa, Chordata, Actinopteri, Characiformes, Serrasalmidae. Gene Ontology annotation, molecular function: olfactory receptor activity; G protein-coupled receptor activity. Gene Ontology annotation, cellular component: membrane. The coding region runs from base 1 to 948 and encodes 315 amino acids. The record is from RefSeq and is a predicted model, not a curated record. The transcript has a single exon.
AUGGAUUACCGACCAACCUACAACUUUUCACAUUCUGAAUUCCAUUUAAUUGGAUUUACAGAUCUGCAGACAUACCGGCCUGUGCUCUUCAUCCCCUUUUUCAUCAUCUUAGUUUACGCGUUAAUGGCUAACUAUCUUCUGAUCUUGGUCAUUUGGAAGCAGAGCACUCUGCAUGCUCCCAUGUACAUUCUGAUCGCACUAAUUGCAGCUCUUGGGUUCGCUGUGCCAGUUUUCAUUGUUCCCAGGAUGCUGGUUAGUUUUGUGUUUGGCCUGAAUCUAAUUACUAAAAAUGAAUGUCUCAUUCAGAUGUUUGUUGUUCAUCUUGCAGGGUGUUUUCAGUCAAGCAUUUUACUUUGGAUGACUGUUGACAGACUAUUUGCUAUUAUGUACCCUUUGCGUUACCAUGACUUUGUAAACCUGACCAAAUCUCUCCUUUUCUGCUCUAUACUUGUAAUCCGUAAUAUUGUGUAUGUAGUCGGAAUGGUUGGUCUGGUUGCACCACUUCCAUUUUGUAAAUCAAACCUAAUUUACCACUGCUUCUGUGAACACACAUCAGUUGUUAACAUGGCCUGCGGUGAUGUUUCUAAGAAUUAUAUAGCAGGUAUCAUUGGUUUAAGUAUUCCAAGUACUGACUGUGCCUUUAUAGUGGCCUCCUACACUGUUCUCUUCGUGGUCAUUUUUAAGACUCUUUCAGGAGACUCUCGCCAAAAGGCCAUUCAGACAUGUGGCUCUCAUUUAAUGACCAUAGCAGUUGCCUAUUUCAGUGCUGUUAGUGCAUUUAUCGGGUAUCGAGUAACUACAAUUUCACGUGAUGUGCGUGUGCUAAGCAGUCUAAUGUACCUCCUUAUUCCUGCCUGUGUAAACCCACUAAUCUAUGGGAUACGAACAAGAGAAAUUAGAGUUGUCCUAAUUAAAUAUCUAAAAAUUAAUAAAAUUAGUGCCCAUUGA